GCCUCAACCUGUGGACCUGUGAAGAGGACAGAGGCAGUAAGGGAGGAGUAGCUAUCAACAUAAUUACAACACAGAACAGGCAACUAUCUCCAGACUAACCAAACCACAGAGACAAAACCUGCUCCGUCGACUGUGCCUCAGUGUGAAACAGCCUGCUUAACUCCUGUUAUAUAUAGCUAUUUGUAGGUGGCGUUGGGUUUAAACCGCACGUUUAAUGGCAUUUUGGAAGUCUCCGCGACUUUCUUCGGGCAGAAGAGGAGACAUUACGGCGCGGGUUAGCUAACGUUAGCUAGCUAACAAGGGUUUACUGAUAUGGCUGUCUGAGAAAGUGACAAGAUCUCUUCAUGGAUCACAGAGGACAACAAAGAAGAAACACUGCAUUUCUGAGCACAGCCUGUAAUCACAGAAUCUGACCCACAAGCUUUUCAUUAAAUUGACUUUAGUGCAUGUGGCCUCUUCAGUUGUUCGUUGGCAUCUGUGGGGGAGCACAAAGGCCUAUCACUAUGCACUAUAAACGGAGAGACACAAGCUGUGGGGAUGCAGGGAGGAGCAGGCUUCUUCCGGGCAGGACUAUCCCCCUGGUAGUGGGGCUUCUGGUGGCCGUGGCUCAGGGCACUGUGCCAGGAGGGCAGCAGCAGACCCUGGCAGAGAUGAUAUCUGUGGAACUGGAGGCUUCCAUGCAGUCCUCUGUGCUCUCUGAGCUUCAGGCUGCAGCAUCUGCAGUUAGCCAGGGACCGCCUUCAGCUAUCCCAGAUUCCUCUGCAGUGACAGGGGGUGUGCACACUGGCAUCCCUGACUCCUCAGCAAUUGUGGGGCAGGUGUUUCAGCUGAGGGUUCCACCAGGACCAACCAAUGGAAGCUGUAAUGUCCAUCUCAGCGAAAUGGGAAAGGACACCUUACCCUCCUGGCUACAUUGGGACCAAGAAGAUUGCAUUCUCAGAGGCCUGGCCCUGGAGCAGGACAAAGGUGUGCAUCAUAUCUUGGUAUCUGGAGAAGAAACAAUUGGGAAUACUGGCAGCCAAGUGUCUCCCAGCACUGUCUUCUCUAUUGAGGUGUACCCGGAAGAACGGGCAGACACUGAACCAGCCCUGCUGGCUCUCCAGUCUGACGUCAGUGGCCUCCAGCCCUUCACUUGUGGCACUGAGGAGCCUGUCACUGUCCUCACUGUCAUCUUGGAUGCUGACCUGACAAAGAUGGUUGCUGAACAGAGGGUCAACCUACUGGGCAUUAUGAGAAAAUUCUCACAUGUGCCCCUCGAGCACAUGCGGGUGGUCCCUGUUGUCAACAACCGUCUGUUUGACAUGUCUGCCUUCAUGGCAGGUCCAGGGAAUGCCAAGAAGGUGGUGGAGAAUGGUGCCCUGCUGUCAUGGAAACUUGGUUGUGCCCUUGACCAGAGCAGUAUUCCUGACAUUAGCAGUGUCCAAUCCCCAGCAAAGGAUGGGACCAUGUCAGCCAGGUUAGGGUACCCAGUGGUUGGCUGGCACAUUGUCAACAAAAAACCCCAUGGGGUGAAACGGGUUAGAAGGCAGUUAUACAAUACUCCUACUCCAGUGCCCUCUUUGCUUCCUCCAACCACUCACCCUGAGCCUCCUGUGCGUGUUGUUCCCACCCCGACAUCUCCCUCUAUUGCCCCAGCAACAGACAAUUCUGCUCCACCUGUCCGGGGCCCUUUGCCUCUGCCAGUGAAGCCUACAAUCAGAGUCAGAGAUCAGAUAGCCCAUACACCUGUGCUGGGACCUCCCCAGCCAACCAGGGUGCUAGGAACAACAAGCACCAUCCCUAUCCAACCUACCAUGACUCGGCCUACAUUUGUGGAGGCCACUGCUUCACCAACACCACCAAGCACCACCAAAAGGCCCAAGACUUCUGCCACAAAGAAACCUAAGAAAGUCAAAACUUCCACUCCAGCUCCCCGGGAACCCAAGACCACCACAGCUAAACCACCUAGACGCACGACGCCUCUGUCUUUGGCUCCAGAGUACAAUCAAAACCCAGAGAUAAGAAACCCCAUUGAUGAAGUGACUGCAUGGGUUGGCACCUACUUUGAGGUUAAAAUUCCUCCUGAUGCAUUCUAUGACAAAGAAGAUGGCACUACUGAUAAGCUGCGUCUGACUUUGAAGAAGACACCCAAAGAAGCAGUGAAUGAAACCUCUUGGAUCCAGUUCAACAGCACAAUCCAGCUCUUGUAUGGUCUUCCAGAGGAGCAGCAUGAGGGUAAACAUGAGUACUUCAUGCUGGCCACUGAUAAGGGUGGCAGGAGCAUUAUGGAUGCUUUUGAGGUUCGGGUCAACCGUUGGUCCGCUAAUGACAAACCAUCAGUUGUGUUUGCUGCACGUUUUCAUGGUGAUCCUAAAACUCUGACCAAUGAUGUCCAUAAGAAGAUUCUCCUAACAAAAAAGUUGGCCUAUGCCCUUGGUGAUCGCAACAGCAGCACAGUGACCCUGAGAAGCAUCACCAAGGGCUCAAUUGUGGUGGAAUGGACUAAUAACAGUCUCCAGCAGAAUCCAUGUCCAAAGGACCAGAUCAGUGUUCUUAGCAACAAGAUCUCUGAUCACCAGGGCACACCUAAACUGGCCUUCAUCAAAGCCAUGGAACCUGAGUUCAAACCCAUUAACAUCUCUGUUCGUGGCACCAACAAAUGUCAGAGUUACACAUUUAUUCCACCAGGUGAAGUGCCAAUGCCUGUUCUCCCUACAGCUACACCUUCACCAGGCACUGGUCGUAGGAGCAGUGACGAUGUUUAUUUACACACUGUCAUCCCAGCUGUGGUGGUGGCAGCCCUGCUGUUAAUAGCAGGGGUCAUUGCUAUGGUCUGCUAUCGUAAAAAGCGCAAGGGUAAGAUGACCAUUGAAGAGCAGGCCACUUUCAUCAAGAAAGGAGUCCCAAUUAUCUUUGCAGAUGAGUUGGAUGACUCCAAGUCCCCCCCGUCCUCCAGCAUUCCUCUUAUCCUGCAGGAGGAAAAACCCCCACUGCCUCCUCCCGAGUACCCCAACAUGGCUGGCCCCCACAGUACCCUGCUCAAUCAAGAUCUGCUGGAGGAGUAUUCCAUCUAUCAAGAUGAGGAUCCUAACGCCCCUCCCUACCAGCCCCCACCACCAUUCACUGUCCCCAUAGAGGGCAAAGGCUCUCGCCCCAAGAACAUGACCGCAUACAGGUCGCCACCUCCCUACGUGCCUCCCUAAUGCAUAGAGGGGCUUUCAGUGUGGGAGGCAGGUGCAAUGUAGGGAUGCUUGUUUGUACGAAAACUACUACAGGAGUAAUUUUACACGUGUUCAAUGAAAUGGCUUUGACUUUGUAGAGGAGCAGGCAACCAUACCCAUAUAUUUGACCAUCAUGGAUAAGAUACUAUAUCAAACAAUUCUACUAGUGGCACAGGGCAACUGGAUGGGGAACAGUUUGUAAUUCCAGCACUCUUUUUUUGUCGUCCUUCAGAUCUGCUUUCGACUUAUAGCAUAAUCUUUUUCUUUCUUUUUUUUUUAUCUGUUUUUUGCCAAGAAGAGUCAAUUUUAUCUUCAAUGAUGUACUGUUUCUAUUGUAUAGAAAAUAUUAAAGAGGCAGGAAAGACUGCAGCCCACAGGGCCUUGGAGCAAAAUGUCACCAUGACAACAGACUUGAGGCUCUCCCUCACAAUGUUAAUCUUUGUACGAGUUCAAUAUCACUCUUAUCUGUCUCUGGGCCAGGUUUACUAAGAUUUUGCACCUGUUAUUUCUAGAGGGGAAUUAAAUACAAAAAGCCAAACUGAAAGCAUGAAACCUUUUAUUUACCCAUACAUUUAAGUUUGUUUCUUAGUCUUUGAUCUGUCCGUGUUUUUUUUCUUAUGCUUUGCUCCCUCUUGACAAUAACAUGCGAACCUUGCACUUAUGCAAAUUCUUACUAAACCUCGCACUAUGCGUCUUGCAGAAAUGAACAUUGUAACUGGUAGUCCAAUAAGGAGGAUGAUUUCUUUUUGUUUUCUUUAACUUACCACAUGAUUGAGAUUUCCUCUGUUACUUGAUCAAAAAGGACAGCAUUACACUGAUCAUGCCUGUUGUAGAUGUAGCCUAAUUAAGUUACAAAACAAAUAAUGACAUUUUUUUAUGUGUGUGCCACUGAUCCUGCCUGUGAGAUGAGAUGACUGGUUUUGUUGUUGCCUAGAUGAUGUCUGUGGUUAAACAUUGUGGGGUUACAACCACAAUAAUGCAGGGGUCAAUGGGAUGCUGUGAUUCACAGCAAGGAAAGAGUUGGUGACGUAAACAAUCUACUGUCUUACAUUCAAUUGGUUUUGUUAGUAUGAGGGGUCUGGGGGCAUACAGUACUGUAAUAUCACUACUCUGCCUCUAGCUGCUGCACUGUACAUUUAAUGUGCUGCCUGUUAUCAGUUCAGAUGAGGCAUGGGGAGAAGAGUAUGUACAUAAUGGUGUGCCUGUGAAUUGAACUCCAUAAAGUUAGUGUUUUAUCAGUAGAAUUAGUUGGGGAAGGGAAGAGCAGGGGGAAAUCAUUUUAUUUUUUAAUUGUCUGUCUAGAUUUAUGAUCACACAAUCAUGAAAAUGACUUUAUAGGUUGUGGGGGUUCAAAAAAGUUUACUUGCCCAUCACAGAAAAUAAUGCAUUAUGCUAAGAAAAUGAUGGGGAAAGAAGAAACCACAACAAUGUACGUGAAUUAUGUACAUUUCAUAUCUGAUAUCACCAUAAGAAAAAAAUGGUUAAAAAUCUAAUGUUUUUACUGAGUUUUUGAUACAGUCUUAAAUUGUUUUAUGAAAAUAUAUUAAUAAAGAUGUACUACUAUUUGUAAAGCCUCAAA
Molecule: messenger RNA, 4779 nt
Organism: Myripristis murdjan (pinecone soldierfish)
Lineage: Eukaryota; Metazoa; Chordata; Actinopteri; Holocentriformes; Holocentridae
Product: dystroglycan-like
Exons: 3
Coding region: 447-3182 (911 amino acids)
Biological process (GO): muscle attachment; axon guidance; morphogenesis of an epithelium
Cellular component (GO): sarcolemma; dystroglycan complex; dystrophin-associated glycoprotein complex
Molecular function (GO): laminin binding; calcium ion binding
Source: RefSeq, a predicted model, not a curated record